AUGUCGCUCUUACAUGCUAUUCGCAAUGACGUUAAGCCCGUCACAUCGUCUACUCUACCCCGCGAGUUAGACUUAAGCCCCCCAGCCGAAUAUGUCCCAGACACACAGGUCUCCGUAGCCAACCUAGCGCCUAGAGUUGGGCAGCCCGUCUUUGAACGGGCGCUGCCUAGUCGGACGACCAAAUCCCGUCGAGUGGUCAUUACUACAUUGCUUAUUCUGGCUAACGUUGUACAGAUGACAGUCAAUUUUGCAGGUAUUGCCGGAGGAAGCGCCUUGAGUGAAUCAUUGGGUGUUAACGACACCUAUGCCUCGUGGAUUGCUGCUAGCUAUGCUCUAACCCAAGGUACCUUUGUAUUGGUUAGUGGUCGAUUGGGAGAUGUCUAUGGCCACCGAGAACUUGUCUUGGCCGGGGGUGCCUGGCUCACCAUGUGUACUCUAGUCAACGCCUUUUGUAACAACUUCUUCGCCUUUGUGACCAUGCGGGCUUUAGCUGGUCUCGGAGGUGCGCUCAUCAUGCCUAACGCGGUGGCUAUGAUAUCCAGUACGAAUCCCCCCGGUCGCGUGCGAAAUCUCAGUCUAGGUCUCUUUGGUGCGUCGGCCCCGGUUGGAGGAUAUUUCGGGGCCUUGUUCUUGGGCGCCUUUUUACAGCAGACAGAAUGGAAGUGGUUUUUCAUCUUCAUUGCUUGUCUUGGGGUUAUCACAUUCACUCCUCUGUGGGCUUUGAGUCCGCGAGAACCACCGGUCGAUCGGCAUGGAAAGAUCGACUGUAUUGGAUCGGCUCUUGGGACAAGUUCGUUGAUCCUGUUUAGCUUUGUUUGGAAUCAAGCACCAAGUGUCGGUUGGUCAACCCCCUAUGAGAUUGUUCUCUUAAUCAGCUCAAUCGUCUUAUUCGGGGGCUUCUUGCUUUGGGAAAAGAAGUACGCCGCAGAGCCCAUUAUGCCACUCGACAUCUUCACAGCCCCAUCCUUCCUCAUGUUGCUCUUUGUCGUGCUUCUCAAUUACAUGGCCGUAGGGACCUUGAUCUGGUACCAGGUCCUAUGGCUCCAAAAGGUUUGGCACUGGUCCCCCCUCCAAUUUGCCGUGGGCUGGACCCCGUUUGUGAUCUGCGCCACGGGCGCUGCCUGUCUCGCUGCGUGGAUGAUCCCGCGAAUGGCCGCACAAUGGAUCAUGGCGAUUGGAACCGUCACGAUUUUGAUCUCCAAUGUGCUCAUGGCGACCGUGCCCAUCCACCAAUCCUACUGGCCGCAGAUCUUCCCGUCCGUGAUCCUGUUCUCAUUUUGUCCGGACUUUGUGUACACGGCUGGCCAGAUCAUUGCUAGUAACUCCGUCCGUCGAAAUCAGCAGGGAAUUGCCGGGUCAGUCAUUGGCACCUUGAAUCUCUACGGGAACAGUCUGGGACUGGGGUUUGCAUCCACUAUCGAGGUGCAAAUUGCCCGCCGCUCGGGCAGCCAAAUAAUAGGGUAUCGAGCGGCACUUUUCUUCGGGGUUGCCAUCAGUGCCAUCGCGCUUAUACUUGACGUCUGCUUUGUCCGACUGGUCAAGGAUGAUCGGGAAGGCUGGCAUGAGGAUGACCACAUGGAGGAAAUUGAGCUGACAGAGCAGGCCGAAGCCACUGGUGUCCAUGUAAUGUAA
Molecule: messenger RNA, 1632 nt
Organism: Penicillium robsamsonii
Lineage: Eukaryota; Fungi; Ascomycota; Eurotiomycetes; Eurotiales; Aspergillaceae
Product: Major facilitator superfamily domain general substrate transporter
Exons: 5
Coding region: 1-1632 (543 amino acids)
Biological process (GO): transmembrane transport
Cellular component (GO): membrane
Molecular function (GO): transmembrane transporter activity
Source: RefSeq, a predicted model, not a curated record